AUGAUACCUCACCGCAGUACGGCCCUUCUUACGAUCAUCGUCUUCGUCGCUCUUCUCUUGGUGAUCUUCUCGACGUCUCCGAGCUCAGUGGACUCGGCGUCGGGGGAAGAAAAGGUCUCUAGUGUGGCCGACUAUGUCCGGCACCCAAAGCUUCCGUCUCUAAACGAUUUCCAUUUGCCCUCGUUUCGUCCUACCGUGCAUACGCCGCCCGAGUUGCAACCGAACAGCACCAGUGGGGAAUCAAAAUGGUUUACCGACUGGGCGUGGCUCAAUCCAUUUUCCUCCGCGAUUACACUGGACGAGAACCGCUCCGUACUCCCUCCGUUGCGGCAGCGGCCGUUUAUAUACACGUACUAUGAACCCAAUAAGGGGAAUGAUAAGAAUGAGGAGAACGCGGAUGCUCAGCUGCUUCUUGCCUGGCGCCGAGCCUGGUUUGCUCAGGGGUUCCGCCCGAUCAUCCUGGGGCCCGGGGAGGCGAUGAACAACCAACUGUACGAGCUUGUGCAGCCGUUGAAGCUUCACCAGGAUUUGGAAGUGGAACUGUUCCGAUGGCUCGCCUGGGGCCACAUGGGUGAUGGCUUGCUGGCGGAUUGGCGCUGUUUCCCCAUGGCGAGAUAUGACGACCCUUUGCUUUCGUCCCUGCGCUUGGGUACCGACCCGGCCUUCAUUACGAGAUUCGACCGCAUCAACAGCGCACUCUUCGCGGGAGAGAAAUCGCGCAUCAACGAAGCGAUCAAGGAAGCAAUGAAAAAGAUUGACGAAAACUCCAAAUCAAUGCUGGACUUGGUGCCUGGUGAGUUCUUCAGGAACGAACAGUCCAACUCGUUGGCCUUCUACGACUCUACGACCGUCACGACCAACUUUCCCGCAUUGGCCGAGCAAAGCGUCAAAUCCGCCACCGCUGGCCGACUUGGCUUGGUUGAUUUGAUCAAUUCCCAUCUGCACAGCGCAUUUCAAAAUUCGUUCCCCGCCGGUCUCGCCGUUCUAAAACCCUUCCCGGAACACACAACCGCUCUCGUCGAACCGUCGCUGCGACUUGCCAAAGCCCUCGCUCAAUGCCCAAAAUCCCCCGUGCCCUCCUCGUGCCCUCCCAACCUGCUGAAAUGCCACCCCUGCGAGUCGGCGAAGCCCAUGCAGGUUAGCCAACCGGCAACUUAUCGCAAUACGACCCGUGUCUUCACUAUUGGAACCCUCCCUCAUCCGUAUACGCUCAUCAGUUUGCAGCAGAAUUCUGCGGAGGUUACGACCCGACACGUUCGCCGUGAGACGGAGCGCGAUAAUUGGUUGAAGGCGGUCACCAAGGAUCAGCUGGGACUUGAGCUGGGUGGAUCGUCGCGAGCCGUCGUGUUCAAGAAGGCCGUCGCCGACGACGGAGUUAUCGGAACGUCAUUGUGGAUGACGGUUGAAUCAAUCCCCCCGGAGGCUGGUCAGGCUCUCCCCACCGAACUCUUGGACGAGUUGGAGUGGCAAUUUGGGUUUAAAAUCCCCCGGACAGGAAAAGUGGAUGCGAAGCACGAAGGCGACACCAAGGAGUCUAUCCAACAUGCCAAUCCCAGCCUGGAGGGUGUCGACAAGGAAUACGAUCUUCUCAGGGCUGCGCGGGAGAUCUUAAAAAGCAAGGAGACCAAUCGGAUUAACAUCAAAGACGUGGCGGAAGCAUGGAACCUGGCAGAUACCGAAGUGUGGCGGUUUGUGAGGGCGUACCGGGCACGCAGCAUCGUCGAACGGAAGAAAUGGGAGGAGGAAGAGAAGGAUUUCGUCGGGGCCCGGGUUAAACCGUGA
Aspergillus steynii IBT 23096 is the source of this 1782-nucleotide messenger RNA. RefSeq lists its product as uncharacterized. The record is from RefSeq and is a predicted model, not a curated record. NCBI's taxonomy places the organism in Eukaryota, Fungi, Ascomycota, Eurotiomycetes, Eurotiales, Aspergillaceae. The transcript is spliced from 2 exons. Bases 1 to 1782 code for a protein of 593 amino acids.